Helianthus annuus (common sunflower) is the source of this 2031-nucleotide messenger RNA. RefSeq names its product E3 ubiquitin-protein ligase RGLG2. Bases 465 to 1775 code for a protein of 436 amino acids. Lineage: Eukaryota; Viridiplantae; Streptophyta; Magnoliopsida; Asterales; Asteraceae. The transcript is spliced from 12 exons. The record is from RefSeq and is a predicted model, not a curated record.
GCUUUGCUGUUUGUGGAAUUUACUGGGUUUGGUUGUUGUAUAAUUACGUUAUUUGUUGCUACUAUAGUUUACUCGCCACUUUAUGCUAGCGGUAGUUUACUACUAUCAAUAUUAGUACUUUUGUAUGGUUGUUUAAAUUAUCAUAUCUGAAAUACUAUUGUAUGGUUUUUGGGUUGCUUGUUUUUCAAGUUUGGGUCUCCUAUAUAACGGGUCAUGGUGUCUUUGUAACUCUCAACUAAUUUCCGGUUUCAUUAAUAAAAUAAUGUCGAUAUAGGUUUGAUCAAAUCGUGUAUUGGUGUUUUUGUGUCCUAAUUAACCCGGGCCUUUAUUUAUUGUUGGAAAAUCAGUCCCUUUCUCGAACAAGAAUUACUUUAAGAAACUUUAAUCAAUCUUGACCUCCCCAGACCCUACCAACAGCUCUGAUAUGAGUGGGAUUUUACUGGGUUUAGUGAGGACUACAGAUCAUGGGUGCCAAAAGUUCAAAACGGGAUUCUAGUAGGUAUUCAUCAUACGGGUCGACAUCCGAUUCAAAUUCGUGGGCUUACCCGCAAUCGCAAUCGCCUUAUCCUCAAACACCAAUGAACCAACCAUAUGCUUCCCCUUAUUCUUAUCAAAGUUAUCCUGAUCAAGCUCCUGCAGUUAAGAGAAAGCUUGAGCGAAAAUACUCGAGAAUAGAUGAUAAUUACAACAAUAUACAACAGGUUACUGAUGCUUUAGCACAUGCUGGUUUGGAGUCUUCAAAUUUGAUUGUUGGUGUAGAUUUUACCAAGAGCAAUGAAUGGACUGGCAAAAGAUCGUUUAAUCGACGAAGUUUGCAUCACAUUGGAAACGACAUGAACCCUUAUGAAGAAGCAAUAUCUAUAAUAGGAAGGACACUAGCUUCUUUCGACGAGGAUAAUUUAAUUCCUUGUUUUGGAUUCGGAGACGCUUCAACUCAUGAUCAAGAAGUCUUUAGCUUCUAUCCUGGUGAAAGAUUUUGUGACGGAUUCGAGGAUGUUUUGAAACGAUACAGAGAAUUAGCACCUCAAUUGCGGCUUGCAGGACCUACGUCGUUUGCCCCUAUCAUUGAAAUGGCCAUUACAAUUGUCGAACAAAGUGGUGGUCAGUAUCAUGUCUUGUUGAUCAUUGCUGAUGGGCAGGUGACAAGAAGUGUUGAUACAGACCGUGGUCAACUAAGCCCUCAGGAAAGGAGAACAGUCGAGGCGAUUGUGAAAGCUAGCGAAUAUCCGUUGUCAAUAGUAUUAGUUGGAGUAGGUGAUGGACCGUGGGACAUGAUGAAGGAAUUUGACGACAAUAUCCCUGCUCGAGCUUUUGACAAUUUCCAGUUUGUAAAUUUCACAGAAAUUAUGUCGAAGAACAUGAAUACGUCUAGAAAGGAAGCAGAGUUUGCUCUUGCAGCAUUGAUGGAGAUACCUUCACAAUACAAGGCAACACUAGAGCUCAACAUACUCGGUACUCGUCGAGGGACAACUAUAGAUAGGGUUUCUCUUCCACCGCCAAACUAUGGCUCGGCGUCUUUUGGUAGGCCCAAGCAGCCUUCAUGGUCAACUAGUUUCCAACCACCUGAACAAACUUUCGUGAAAAGGGAAACCGCGGCUAAGAGAAGCUCUUACGGUACUUCGACCUCGGACACCAAUCUUUGUCCCAUCUGCAUAACUAACACAAAGGAUAUGGCCUUUGGCUGUGGACAUCAGACAUGUUGCGAAUGUGGCACAGACCUUCAACUAUGCCCCAUAUGCAGGAGUCACAUUCAGACCAGGAUCAAGCUUUAUUAACCGCACCGCGUGAUCAAAUAUCCGGCAACCGGCGGUUGACAUUCGGUUAUUUCGGUCCCAAAAAUGUGCCCACAUUCAGUUAUUUCGGUCCCAAAAAUGUGCCAAAUCAUCGGGUGAAUUUUUCUUGUGAUCUUGUAAAGUAGUUGUACCAAAGAUCUUAACUUCAGGAUGUACCAUAUGCAUUUCUUUAGCAAAAUAAUCGAACCGAAUCUAUAUAUUUGCAACAUUUAUAUGUAAGUUCUUCACUUGCAAAUUC